Messenger RNA from Penicillium longicatenatum, 2898 nucleotides. It is a transcript of the gene atg1, whose product is annotated as serine/threonine protein kinase ATG1. Gene Ontology annotation, biological process: peptidyl-serine phosphorylation; autophagy; protein autophosphorylation. Gene Ontology annotation, cellular component: cytoplasm; autophagosome. NCBI's taxonomy places the organism in Eukaryota, Fungi, Ascomycota, Eurotiomycetes, Eurotiales, Aspergillaceae. The record is from RefSeq and is a predicted model, not a curated record. The transcript has 3 exons. Gene Ontology annotation, molecular function: ATP binding; protein serine/threonine kinase activity. The coding region runs from base 1 to 2898 and encodes 965 amino acids.
AUGACUUCCCAACACACCCGGAAGUCUCGUGAGUCCACCCGCCCCGAGAUGUCUAUCGGGCGAUAUACACGACUCGAUGAGAUCGGUCGAGGGAGCUUUGCAACAGUCUAUCAGGGUGUUCAUACUAAAUCACGCACCUUUGUAGCCAUCAAGUCUGUCAACAUGUCAAAGCUUAAUAAGAAGCUCAAAGAUAACCUUUCCUCCGAAAUCGAUAUCCUCAAGGGGCUGCACCAUCCGCAUAUCGUCGCGCUUAUCGAUUGCCACGAAUCCACCUCACAUAUCCAUCUGGUCAUGGAAUACUGUGCUUUGGGAGAUUUAUCACUUUUUAUUAAACGCCGUGAUACCCUUGCUGGUCAUCGAUAUACUCGCGAUAUGAUUGCCAAAUACCCGAAUCCACCAGGCGGAGCGUUAAACGAGGUCGUGACUCGACAUUUUCUGAAACAGCUUGCUAGCGCACUACAGUUCCUUCGAGAUCGAAACCUCAUUCAUCGCGAUAUCAAGCCUCAAAAUCUCCUACUUUGUCCUUCACCUUCCUCGUACCGGAGUGGUACGGCCCAAGUCAUUCCUUUCAAAGGUAGCGAUAAUUCCUACGAGCCGAUUACAGGUCUGGAGUCUCUACCGAUGCUCAAGAUUGCCGAUUUCGGGUUUGCGAGGUCCUUACCAGCGACUUCAUUAGCAGAGACUUUAUGCGGGUCCCCGCUAUAUAUGGCGCCUGAAAUCCUUCGGUACGAGAAGUAUGAUGCCAAAGCUGACCUCUGGUCUGUUGGAACCGUACUCUAUGAGAUGGUCGUAGGACGACCUCCAUUCCGCGCCACAAACCAUGUUGAGCUACUCCGCAGGAUUGAAAAAGGAGAGGAUCGAAUUCGAUUUCCAGAGGAAAACCCAGCCUCGGAUAACAUGAAGAAGCUGAUACGGGGCCUCUUGAAGCGUAACCCGGUGGAACGAUUAAACUUCCCAGAAUUCUUCAAUAAUAAUGUUAUAACUGAUGUUAUCCCCGGUUUGGUGGCCGACGACGCACCCCAGCCGCGACGCCUCUCUACAGAGGACCUCAAUGAGCCGAGACCAUACAGGGUUGAACCUCGACCCGAUCCAAGAUCCGACAAAGAUUCACCGUAUCUUGCGGAUCAAGAAGAGCCUAUGACGUAUCCGCCUCCCCAUCGAGCAUCUAUCAAUCGCCGCAAAUCUACAGACUCCCCAUUGAGCUCUUCACCGAUUCGUCGGGCAGGGAGUGCAGAUAGGCCGGCGUCAGGCGUUUCUAAGGAGCAUCCCCGUGGUAGUACUCCACCGCAACGACCAGGCGCAAUUACUCAUGCUACAGCUCCUGGACGACAGGAGCUUGUUGAUCGAAAUGCUGCGGCCACUGCGAUGGAUCGACAACGAAAUCGGAAUACGUACUCGGGGCCUUCCAAGUCACAACUGGACCGAUCCCAGGCCGAAAACGAACGAGCGGCCCAAGAAGUGGCAUUUGAGAGAGACUAUGUUGUUGUGGAAAAGAGGGCGGUUGAAGUCAAUGCCUUUGCCGAUGAGCUUGCGCACAGUCCACGCAUUCAAGGUGGAUUUGCCCGGGGCCAGACAGGUGGCCCCCCUCGGCGUGCAACCACCCAAGGGCUGCCAACCGUAUCAUCAAAUUCUCCGCAUGGAAAUGCUUCCAAAGCUAUGCAAAUUGUUUCCAACCGUGCCCGAGCAGACUCAACGCACCAGCGACAACAUUCAUACGAGCGCCGGUAUGGACAGAGCCCAUCAUCGGCAACAUCGGCGAUUUCCAAAGCUCUCAACAUGGCCAGUGGCCGUCUUUUCGGCAUGGGCUUUUCGCCUCCGAUGGCCGUCACCAAAGGAGGGCGGUCGCCACCUCUGACCUAUAACCCAUUCCCAGCCUAUCCAGCUGCUCAAGCGAGCCUGAUGCUUAUGGGAGAGGGCCCCAAGACCAACGCUGCUUUCGAUGAAGACUACAGGACAGUUUCGGUGAUUGAAGAAUGUGCAACCCGCAGUGAUGUUGUCUAUGGAUUCGCCGAAGUAAAGUAUAAGCAGCUUAUCCCGCUGGCACCUUCGGCGAACAUUGAUCCCCCGAGGCCGAAUGAAGCUACCGAUGCUGAUGACUCUGGUGAUGAUGGCUUGACGGUUGACGCUAUUGUGACUCUUUCUGAAGAAGCACUGGUCCUUUACGUCAAAGCCUUGGCAUUACUUGCAAAGUCUAUGGACAUCGCAGGGGCUUGGUGGUCAAGGAAGAACAGAGAAGAUUCCUAUGGAGAUCAUUCGAACCGAAGCGAUGGCACCAGCGUGCUAGCCGGUACUCGCAUAAACAACGUUGUCCAGUGGGUCCGAAGCCGGUUUAACGAAGUGCUAGAGAAGGCCGAAUUUGUUCGACUGAAGCUUAUCGAAGCGCAAAGGCGAUUGCCACUCGAUCAUCCAGGUCACCCAGAUAACCGUUCUGUCGGAUCUACUGCGGCUUCCUACGGAUCAGCCGAUGUUGUCGUCAGCCCUGGAGUUACUGCCGAGAGGUUGAUGUAUGACCGGGCUUUGGAGAUGAGCCGGGCUGCGGCCAUCAACGAGUUGACUAGUGAAGACCUCGCCGGGUGUGAGAUUGCUUACGUUACUGCUAUCCGUAUGUUGGAGGCUAUUCUUGAGGAUGACGGAUCGCAGUCGGCGUCGGGUGUCACGGGUGAUCAAGCCUCUAACGGAAGUGACAAGACUUCCUCGGACGAUAUGCAUGGGGAGGAUCGCCAGGUUGUCGUCAAAUUGGUCUCUAGCAUGCGUGGCCGCCUGACAUCUCUCCGUAAAAAGCUCGCUGUCCUCUCCAAACGCUCAUCGGCGCCAACGGCCUCUCUGGGUGGUGGUCGCAUGCCGUCUUCCAAUUUGGUUCCCAUCUCACACGCCACAGCGGCUACACCACCUCGGUGA